This is a messenger RNA of Theileria annulata, 1863 nucleotides long. Its product is annotated as RNA helicase, putative. Gene Ontology annotation, molecular function: RNA helicase activity; RNA binding; ATP binding. The transcript has 7 exons. Bases 1 to 1863 code for a protein of 620 amino acids. NCBI's taxonomy places the organism in Eukaryota, Apicomplexa, Aconoidasida, Piroplasmida, Theileriidae. The record is from RefSeq and is a predicted model, not a curated record. Gene Ontology annotation, cellular component: spliceosomal complex. Gene Ontology annotation, biological process: mRNA splicing, via spliceosome.
AUGCAAGAAAGCGAGUCAUCAGAGAAUGAAAAAUUAUUGAUUUCUGGUGAAAAUAAAGUUUCUUUAGAAUAUAUUCCGUUUAAAAAAAGGAGAAUAUUUACGCAAAAACAUAAAUCGAGGGAAAAUGAAACUUCAAACACAAAUGGUAAAAAUCGGACUAAAAACUUGGCUUUCACACCAGUAUCGGAAAGCAAAGAAACUGAAAAAUUCUCUGGUCAAGAAUCUGAAGAAGAAGAAGGACCAAAAGGAGGAAGAGCAAGAGGAGGAAGAGGAGGAUCAUGUGACUACACAUAUACUGUAAAUGAUUUGAAUUCAGUAAAAGAGCUAAAGAUUAAUGAACAUAUUGAAAUUAAAAAUGAUAAUAUUACUGGCUCAGUCACAGGUUCCAUUAAUUUCACCAAUGUACCUGAUAAGGACCUGCCAAAGGCCACAGUUUAUGGUUCUCCAAUUGAUUCAAUUUACAAAAUACCAUUUAAAUACUUGGCUGUUGACUCCAAUGUGGUUGAUUCGAUCAGAAAUGCUCUUUUAAUUGACGUUUCUGGGGACCAGGUACCUCCUCCAAUUCUUAACUUUGAGGAUAUGAAGCUCCCAAAACCAAUAUUGAAGGCCUUAAACCAUAAGAAAAUAUUCGAGCCUACUAAAAUCCAGAUGCAGGCGUUACCCUCAGUUCUACUGGGAAGAGACGUUAUAGGCGUGUCAUCGACAGGGACUGGAAAGACUCUGGUUUUUGUUAUUCCAAUGAUAAUGCAGUCUUGGGAAAUUGAACUCAGACUUCCAAUUGAAUCCAGAGAAGGUCCUUUUGGUCUUGUAAUUUGCCCUUCUCGAGAACUCGCUUCACAAAUUUCCGACAUAACCAAGUACUUUACCGGAUAUAUUUAUAAUUACGGAGGACCCAAGCUUUAUUGCUCAUGUGUUAUCGGAGGAACUGACAUCAAGGACCAGGAAUUUACCAUCAAAUCUGGAGUUCACAUGGUUAUUGCCACGCCAGGAAGACUUAAUUACUUCCUAAACUCCAGAAUUAUCAAUUUGACACAGUGCAGAUACCUCUGCUUUGAUGAAGCAGAUAGGACAAUAGAUUUGGGGUUUGAUACUGAAAUAAAUGGUAUAUUUAACCACUUUAACAACCAGCAUCAGACCUUGCUUUUUUCAGCAACGAUGUCAAUUAAAAUUCAAGAAUUCGCUAAAUCAGCACUGACUAACCCGAUUCUGGUCAACGUUGGUCUACCAGGAUCACCUAACAAGAAUGUAAAGCAGCUAUUAAUUCUAGUUCCAAAGGAAUCGAAGCUUCCAAUGUUGCUUCAGUGCCUUAAGAAAACACCACCUCCGGUGUUGAUCUUCUGUGAAAAUAAGGCGGACGUUGAGAUUAUUAACGAGUACCUCAUUCUCAAAGGAGUUGAAGUAUCUGCUAUCCACGGCGGACUUAGCCAGGAGGAGAGAAUGGAAUCCAUUUCAGACUUUAAGAACCAUAAAAAAGAUGUGCUAAUUGGCACUGAUGUCGCCUCCAAGGGGCUAGACUUCCCCUCAAUACACCAUGUAAUCAACUUUGACCUUCCCAGAGAUGUCGAAAAUUAUGUACACCGAAUUGGGAGAACUGGAAGAAGAGGAGAAAGAGGCCUUGCAACAACGCUGUUGGAUGGCUCAGAGGAUAAUAAUUCCCUUGGGAAUUUGAAGUCAAUUCUAAUUGAGUCUGAGGAGGAGAUACCAGAAUUUUUGAAAAAUAUACAUGAAACACAGGAAAGUAGAGGGUUUAAGGAGGCUGGUCAUAGAAUCUCAAAGUGUCCAAGGUUUGAAAGUCAGUUGAAUAAACAAAUACUGAGAAAAGAAGUUUUUACUAAAAUAAUGGAAUUGUAUAUAAAUUUGUAG